Messenger RNA from Microdochium trichocladiopsis, 1311 nucleotides. RefSeq names its product NADH:flavin oxidoreductase/NADH oxidase. NCBI's taxonomy places the organism in Eukaryota, Fungi, Ascomycota, Sordariomycetes, Xylariales, Microdochiaceae. Gene Ontology annotation, molecular function: FMN binding; NADPH dehydrogenase activity; NADP binding. The coding region runs from base 1 to 1311 and encodes 436 amino acids. Gene Ontology annotation, cellular component: intracellular anatomical structure. The transcript has a single exon. The record is from RefSeq and is a predicted model, not a curated record.
AUGACUGUCGUCAAAGCAGACCACGUAACAAAGUCCGGCGCGGCUGUCCUGUCCUUCACGCCCGUCCCCGCAAGCCCCAUCGGCGCCGCCCUCGACCCGGAAAAUGCCCCGACCCUCUUUAAGCCGCUCAAGAUGCGCGGCGUCACGCUGCACAACCGCUUCGCCGUGGCGCCCAUGUGCCAGUACUCGGCGUUCGACGGCCACCUCACCGAUUGGCACUUUGCCCACCUCUCGCAGUACAUGAUCCGUGGGAACGCCCUCACCAUUGUCGAGGCCACCUCCGUCACCCCCAACGGCCGCAUCAGCCCAGAGGACUCUGGCCUCUGGCAGGACAGCCAGAUCGAGCCCCUUCGCCGCCUCGCCAACUUUGCCCACUCCCAAGGCCAGAAGUUCGGCAUACAGCUCGCUCAUGCUGGUCGCAAAGCGAGCACUGCCUCUCCCUGGCAGCCACCCCGCGAUGUCGGCCGCAUCACGGCCGGCCCAGAGCACGGCGGCUGGCCUGACAACGUCUGGGCCCCCUCGGCAAUCCCCUUCGACCAUCAGUACCCUUCACCCAAGGAGAUGACGCUCGACGACAUCCGGACACUACUGCAGGCCUUCAAAGACGCUGCCCGGCGCGCCGUGGCGGCGGGCAUCGACGUGAUCGAGAUCCACAGCGCCCAUGGCUACCUGCUCACCGAGUUCCUUUCACCAACGAGCAACAAGCGCACCGACCAUUACGGCGGUAGUUUCGAGAACCGCACGCGCCUGCUGCUCGAGGUCAUUGCCGGAGUGCGCGAGGUGAUCCCGGAGACAAUGCCGCUGUGGGUCCGCAUCUCGGCCACCGGGUGGAUGGAGUACACGGGCGAGCCCAGCUGGACCAUCGAAGACACCAUCAAGCUCGCCAAGCUACUGCCAGCCGCGGGCGUCGACCUACUCGACGUCAGCUCCGGCGGCAACAACGCUGCAGCCAAGAUCAGCAUGCACACAUACUACCAGAUCGACCUUGCGGGCAAGAUUCGGCAGGCCAUCAAGGAGGCUGGGCUGGACCUCCUGAUUGGUGCAGUCGGCAUGAUUACCGAGGCCGAGAUGGCACGAUCCAUCGUGCAGGAGACUGGCAGCGGCAGCGGCAAGCCCGCAGAGGCAUCGAACGGCACGGUUGAGGUUGAGGAGGAGUCUGGAGCCACGACGCAGGCCGACGUCGUCUUGAUUGGUAGGCAGCUCUUGCGGGAGCCCGAGUUCCCACUGCGUGUCGCGCACAAGCUGGGCGUGCCGGUCGUGUGGCCAAAGCAGUACAUGCGCGCUGGCUGGCGGAGGGAGCAGCAGUUGUAG